This is a messenger RNA of Fonsecaea nubica, 1320 nucleotides long. RefSeq lists its product as hypothetical. The coding region runs from base 1 to 1320 and encodes 439 amino acids. Lineage: Eukaryota; Fungi; Ascomycota; Eurotiomycetes; Chaetothyriales; Herpotrichiellaceae. Gene Ontology annotation, molecular function: transmembrane transporter activity. The transcript is spliced from 2 exons. The record is from RefSeq and is a predicted model, not a curated record. Gene Ontology annotation, cellular component: fungal-type vacuole membrane. Gene Ontology annotation, biological process: transmembrane transport.
AUGGAGUCUCGAGAAGAAGAAACAACCCAGACACCACCGGCCGUCGGGGAGAAAACACCCUCCCCUGAUCCCGAGCUGGGACAAGAACAGUCCCAGAGUGGUGACUCGACGAAACCUGACUUCGACCCUCCGCCGGACGGUGGACUUCGGGCCUGGCUUGUGACAGUCGGCGCCGCCUGCAUUACUUUCUCAGCAUUGGGAUUCACCAACGCCUUCGGCGUUUUCGAAGAAUACUAUUUGUCACAUCAAUUGACAGAAAAAUCACCAGACGACAUUGCUUGGAUUGGAUCAAUAGCAGCCUUCCUCCAAUUUGCCGUAGGAGCCGUGGCUGGGCCUGUGUUCGAUCGAUAUGGGAUUUGGAUCCUCCGUCCAGCCAUAGUGACAUUCGUGUUUGCUUUGAUGAUGGUCAGCAUCUGCAAGGAAUAUUGGCAAUUCAUGCUGGCUCAAGGCAUCCUCCUUGGAUUUGCCUUGGGAUUCCUCACUUUCCCACCAUUGGGAGCCUUGUCCCAGUACUUCGAUAAAAAGCGAGGCGCGGCGUUCGGUCUGGCAAUAUCAGGGUCAUCAAUUGGAGGCGUCGUUUUCCCGAUUGCUUUGUCCAAGAUGCUCAACAAUUCUUCCCUCGGGUUCGGCUGGUCAGUGCGCAUCAUGGCAUUUGUGCUGCUCCCAUUGAUGGCAUUUGCUUGCAUAUUUGUCAAACCUCGCCUCCCUCCGCGGACAACGACCUUCUUCAUCUGGAAGGCUUUCAAACAAGCUAAUUUCGCGCUGCUGAUAGCGGCCCUCUUCUUCGUGUUCAUGGGCAUGUGGAUGCCGCUUUUCUACCUGCCAUCAUAUGCUGUUUCACAAGGCAUGGAUCCAACUUUGGCAUCCUACCUCCUGGCAAUCCUCAACGGAGCUUCAACGUUUGGUCGGAUCGUUCCCGGCAUACUCGCAGACAAACUUGGAAGGCUGAACGUGUUUGCAGCAGGCGCCCUCUCGACAGGUGUCUUGAUAUUCUGCCUCACAAAGGCUGAGACUACUGCAGGUUUGGUGGUGUAUGCGGUCUUCGUCGGCUUCGCCUCGGGGACCAUCAUUUCGGGAGCGGCGGCAGCCUUCACCCUUUGUACGGGGAGUCCUCAGGAGGCGGGAACUUACAUGGGUCAAGGUUUGGCCAUAGGAUCACUGGCAUCUUUGAUUGGUCCUCCCGUCAACGGUGCUCUUGUCAAGCACUAUGGAGGAUAUUGGGAGGCGUCAAUCUUCAGUGGUGUCAUGUGUCUGGUCGGUGGUUUCAUUGCAUUUGCCAGCAAGGCUGCAACCUCAAAAGGAAUCAUGGGGAAAGUGUGA